AUGCAACGUUCAAUGGAAUCUGAUUUUGAAGAUGAAAAUGAAAUAUGUUAUACAUCAAAACGUCGAGCACAUCCAAUACCUCAACAUUAUGAAGAAGAUUCAUUUCCAUCAUCAUCUUGGACAAAUCCAAAUGAACAUGAUCUUGAAGAAGAUCAAUGUAGUUCAUCAAUUGAUUAUUAUCAUAAUAAUGAAGAAGAUAUUGAUGAUGAAAUAUUUAAUUUACCAAUAAGUUCAAAUGAUUUAUCUGUAACAUCACAACAAGCAUUACAUUUAGCAACAAUUUAUGAAUUUUUACGUCAUUUUUCAUCAAUAUUACGUCUUACACCAUUUUUAUUUGAACAUUUUUGUACAUCUAUUAUUCAAUCGAUUGAUAUUAAUAAUAUAUUAUUUUCACAAAUUCAUAUUUGUCUACUUCGUUUAUUAAUUAAACAAGAUGAUGAUGAUGGUAUAACAUAUGCAUCAGAAACCGAUGUUAAAGGUAUUAUUGAUCUAUCAUUUGUUACUAUGGAUUAUAUAACAUGGCCAUAUAUUUUGCAAUUAUAUGUAACAUCUCAUCCACAAUUAAAAAUUUUUACAUCAAUUGUUAAAGAUUAUCCAUUUAAUACGAGCAUUCAAGAAAAAAUUGAUAUUUUAUCAGCUUUAUGUGAUGUUACAUUAACAACGAAAACUAUACGAAGAGAAUUUGAUGAUACAAAACCUAAACAACAUGAUGAUAAUUGUAGACAAUGUCAAAAACGUGGUGAUUUACUCUGUUGUGAUCGUUGUGAAGCAACGUAUCAUCUUGCUUGCCUUAAUCCGCCAUUGACAAGUGUACCAGCUGUUGAAUGGUUUUGUCCUGUUUGUGUACAAAAUCAACUACAUGGUGUAACAGAUUGUAUUCCUCCACGAGAAAAUCGACCAUUUUAUUUACGUCAUCGAUGUAUUGGUCAUGACCGAGAACAACGAAGAUAUUGGUUUGUUUGUCGCCGUUUAUUUGUAGAAGAUGAAACUGGUGAAGAUGUACGAUAUUAUUCUACAUUGGAUCAAUUUGAUACUCUAUUAUCCUAUCUUGAUGAAACAGGACCUGAAAAAUUACUAGUUUAUCGUUUACAAAAACGAUAUAAUGAUAUUGCACGUUGUAUGCAAAUAACAGCUGAUCUUCAAGCUACAUUCAUACCAUUGGAUAGAUCACCAUCAAUGACAAAUAUGAUGCCAACAGUAAUUGAUUAUGCACCAACAUUAGAUGAUGAUGAUGAUGAUGAUGAAAAAUCAUUAUCAAUGUUUACAGAUGGUUUAAUACCAUAUAAAUUUGAUGAAUUAAUAACAACGAAUAAUAAUUAUGAAAAUCUUAUUGAUAUGUUGAAAUUAAAUAUAAAACCAAAAGAUAAUAUUUUCAUGAUGCAUAGUCAGAUAGAUGGAAUUGUUGAUAAUGAUAAUGAUGAAAAAGAUACAAAACCAUUUGUUAAAAAACGAGAAUUUUUUGUUCAUUCAACUAAUAAUUAUGGUUAUUCAUCAGUAAAUUUAAUCUCCGUGUCACGAUUUAAUUCAUCGAAUAGAUCUUUAUUAGAAGAACGAUUACGACGUGUACAUAAUAUAUAUACUGAAACAAAAGUUGCUCUUAAACGUUUACAUGAAAAUGAUAUUGAUGAAACAAUCUGGCAACGUUAUGAACAGUAUCAAACAAUGAAUAGAUUUCCUUCUCAUAAUCGAAACAAUACUUAUUCCACUAAUACUAAUACUAAUACUAAUCGUUUGUAUCCAACAAAUAAUACUUCCUAUCCACGCAGUAAUUAUUAUCGUGAUUAUUAUACUGGUAAUAAUUAUGAAGAUGAAGAUGGAAUGUUACUUGAUAAUGAAUAUGAUGAUUUUGGUGAUGAUUUUUUUCAACAAGAAGAAAAUAUUGAUGAAUUCGACAUGCCAUUUAGAAAAUAUGAAAGUAAUCGAGUCUAUCGAGGUACAACUCGCGGACGUCCUCGUGGUCGAGGUCGACCACCAUUAUAUGGCGGUCGAGCUGGACGUGGUUCUCAUCAUGGUCAUCCACCACGUGGUGUUAAUCAUUUAACAACAGGUUCAUUUCAAUCAAAUCAACGUUUAAUUCAACCAAAAAUAGAAUCUCCUAAAUUAAAUGAACAACAUCAACCACCCGUUAGAAAUAAACGUAAACCAGUUAAACUUAAAUCAGUAACAGUAACAACAACAGAAGAAAAACCAAAACGACCCGGAAAAGUUUUACGUAGUGGAAGAAUAUCAAGAAAACCACGACGAGAUUCAGAAACAGAUUUUGGUUCAGAUAAUUCCGAUGAUAGUGGAGCAAAAGAUAAAGAAACUGGUUCGGAUGAUGAUGAAGAAUUUGAUUUAACACAACUUGGUAACGAGAAAAAAAAAAGAAAUUACCAAUUUUUAAAUGAAUUCAAUUUUGUUUAUUUAGGUCUUGGUUUUGGUAAUACAACAGCUAUAGUAACGAAAGGACGUGAUGGUUCAUCAUCAUCGAAUGAUUCGUUAGCUGGAACAAAUCUUCCAUUAACUAAUUUUGCUGCUUUUGCACAGAGUCAAUUAUUAGCAACAAAUUUAGCUAAUGGAUUAUUAAAAACUAAUGAAGAAUUAAGUAAUGAUUCAGAUUUUAGUGUAGAUGGCUUUGAAACAGAUGAAUCUGAUGAUAUUCUAAGUCAGAAAACAAAAAUUAACAGUGGAAAUACAGAUGAUGAAGAUCUCGAUGAUUUUACAUAUAGUCAAACAAUGUUAUCACUUAUUAAGAGUAUGCAAUCAAAUCAUGUUAAAAUUGAUCUUGAUCUUGUACCACAAAAUAAAACUAUUAAUAGUAAUAAAGGUAUGAUCUGGUUUCUUUUUCCUGUAUCAUUAAUUAUUUGUAAUGAUAUAAUGGCAUAUAUGUUUGGAUUUUUCUAUGGUCGAACACCAUUAACAAAAUUAUCUCCAAAAAAAACUUGGGAAGGUUUUAUUGGUGGUGGUGUGUCAACAUUAAUAUUUGGUUUUAUAUUUGCUGGAAUAUUAAGUAAUUAUCAAUCAUUUGUAUGUCCAUUAGAAUAUAAUGAAGAAAUUAUGGGUUUAUCAACAUCAUGUAUACCAUUACCAUUAUUUCAAAAGACAACAUAUUUAAUGCCAAAACCAUUUUCAUUCUUGAAACGUACGCUUGAUUUAUAUCCAUUUCAAUUACAUUCAUUAACACUAUCAUUAUUUGCUUCAAGUAUUGGACCAUUUGGAGGAUUUUUUGCAAGCGGAUUUAAACGAGCUUUUCGUAUUAAAGAUUUUGCUACAACUAUACCAGGACAUGGAGGAUUUAUGGAUCGUUUUGAUUGUCAAAUAAUUAUGGCUUUAUUUACUAAUGUUUAUAUAUCAACAUUUGCACGUGCUGCAUCGCCACAUAAAAUUUUACAACAAGUCUUAGCAUUAACACCUGAAAGUCGUGAAGAAUUCUUCCGUUUACUACGCAAUCAUAUAAAAGAAUAA
This is a messenger RNA of Rotaria sp. Silwood2, 3444 nucleotides long. NCBI's taxonomy places the organism in Eukaryota, Metazoa, Rotifera, Eurotatoria, Philodinida, Philodinidae. The record is from the annotation of a GenBank genome assembly.